AUGAAACUUGAGAUGUCCCUAAAGAUAAAGGAGGAAAUGAAGAAGCAAUUCGAUGCAGGUUUAUUGGCCAUUGCCCGGUACCCAGAAUGGGUUGCCAAUAUCGUGCCAGUCUCGAAAAAGGAUGGGAAAGUGCGAAUGUGCAUGGACUAUCGGGAUCUAAAUCGAGCCAGUCCAAAGGAUAACUUUCCUUUACCGCACAUCGACAUUCUCGUAGAUAACACGGCUAGUUUUGCCCUAUUCUCUUUCAUGGAUGGGUUGAGACUGAAUCCCGCGAAGUGUACGUUUGGGGUAAAGUUCGGAAAGUUGCUUGGCUUUACUGUUAGCCAGAGAGGAAUAGAAGUGGAUCUGGACAAGGUGAAAGCGAUCCUCGAGAUGCCCUAG
Molecule: messenger RNA, 381 nt
Organism: Glycine soja
Lineage: Eukaryota; Viridiplantae; Streptophyta; Magnoliopsida; Fabales; Fabaceae
Exons: 2
Coding region: 1-381 (126 amino acids)
Source: RefSeq, a predicted model, not a curated record